AUGGCUCAAUACAAAUACGAAUAUCUUGUCACAGUCCAUGAUCAUCCUGGGCUUCUUGCAACGCGUUUGGCCGCGAGGAAAAGGCAUCUUGCGAAGCUUGCGCCACGUAUCAACGCUGGUCAAAUAGUGUUUGGUGGUGCGAUCCUCGCAAAAGAGCCGGUAGAAAACCAGGACCCAGAGUUCACAGGUAGCGUGAUGCUUAUAAAGGCGAAUAGCAAGGAGGAGGUUAAGGAGAUCAUUUUGGAUGACGAGUAUGCAAAGGGAUUGUGGGACUUGAGCCAACUUGAUAUUAUACCCUUUCGGUGUGCGGUGCGCACUGCGAUCUAG
Molecule: messenger RNA, 327 nt
Organism: Talaromyces proteolyticus
Lineage: Eukaryota; Fungi; Ascomycota; Eurotiomycetes; Eurotiales; Trichocomaceae
Exons: 1
Coding region: 1-327 (108 amino acids)
Source: RefSeq, a predicted model, not a curated record